AUGUUAUACACUACUCCUACAUCUAUUUAUUGCAUAAUUGCUACAGAAUUUUGUGAACGAUUUUCUUUUUGUGGAUUGCGAACUAUUCUGUCCCUGUAUUUACGAAAUGUUCUUUGCCUACACGAGAAUGCAGCUACAGUUGUUUAUCAUAUCUUUAUAAUGAUGUGCUAUACUAUGCCAUUAAUGGGGGCAGUUCUUGCUGAUAAUUUUAUUGGCAGAUAUAAAGUAAUUUUGUACUUCUCCAUUAUAUAUCUCGUGGGAACUGUUUUGACGUGUCUCUCUGCAAUACCUCCGUUAAUGUUGCCACCUACGACAACUUCUAUAAUUGGUUUGGCUUUAAUAGCUACAGGCACGGGUGGAAUUAAACCUUGUGUAGCAGCUUUCGGAGGCGAUCAGUUUCGGCUGCCGGAGGAGAAUCAACGCUUACAACGAUUUUUCUCAACGUUCUAUUGUACCGUAAACCUUGGAGGGUUUAUGGGGACGAUUGUGACACCAAUGUUAAGACGCAGUAUCAUGUGUUUUGGUGACGAUACCUGCUAUGCCCUUGGAUUUGGCUUUCCCUCCUUGCUUGUCCUCAUAUCUAUUGUGACGUUCGUCGCUGGGAAGCCAUGGUAUAGAAUAAAGAAGCCGCGAGAUGCAAUAACCUUCAGGUUUCUAGCCUGUACAUGGUACGCAUUGAAGAAGCGCCUCCAACAUGACAGGAAGACAGAUGGCCCGCCUCCAGAACACUGGCUGGACUUUUCCGUCACAAAAUAUGGACGUAAACUCGUUGAAGAUAUGAAAAUUGUGUGUUCCAUACUCUAUCUAUACAUACCCGUUCCAAUAUUCUGGUCCCUCUUUGAUCAACAGGGUUCCCGUUGGACGUUCCAAGCUUCGAGGCUGCGAAGUGAGCUGUUUGGGGUAGCUCUAAUGCCUGAUCAGUUGCAAGUCAUGAAUCCUGCAAUGGUGCUUUUUAUGAUACCAGUGUGCCCUGGUGGAGCAUGGCCGCUCUUACCCGAUCUUCAACCGCUACACAAAAUGUUUCUUGGUGGGAUACUUGCUUCUUUGGCUUUCGUCGCAGCUGGCAUUCUGCAGAUCGGUAUUGAGCGUUCAACUCUUCAAGUACCAGGGCACCAGCAAACCGGACUGGUUUUAUUGAAUACUCUGGCAUGCCCCAUAGAGGUUGCGGUUAGAGGUGAAGGUAUAGCACCAGUCGAGGAGCAGGGAACAGCUCUCAUGACUCCUCUUGAAAGCCAACGGUUUUUUAUAUCAGCCAGUUGUCCCCUGGACUGUGCUGGAAGGAUCAUGAAACGACAUAUGAUUACAGCACAGCUUAAUACGGCACCUGAAGUGUUUAUGCCUAUUAUAGUGGGACAAAACUCUGACGACGAAAUCUCUUUAUAUUUCAUGGAUCCAAAUCCUUUCAUGAAAUCUUUAACGGGGAAACCCAAAUUAAAGGUGGUGUACAUAGGUGACUGCGGUCCAAAUAAGAAUGUAUCAAUUUCUGUGGAAACAGAGAAACAACUCAGCGAUAUUUACUACGUCUCUAACACUCCAAUUGACCACAUCGGAGAAUCCGCUUACAUGUGCUUACAGCCCGGAAAGUUCAGAUGGCACGCGAAAAGUGCUGGUGGUGAGGUGACAGGUUCCGGUGAGGGUUAUCUUCGCCCUGGUGGUGUUUAUGUACUAUGCCUGCGCGAGAGACUUGGUCGAUUGGACGCAGCGGUGCUGCAUUCACCGAAUCCACCAAACGAACUUCACCUUGCAUGGAUCGUACCUCAAUAUCUUCUUAUAUCAAUUGCGGAAAUUAUGUUUGCGGUUUCUGGACUUGAGUUUUCAUUUACACAGGCGCCUAAAUGUAUGAAGACCAUCACCAUUGCAGCUUGGUACAUGUCCGUUGCUAUUGGAAAUCUUAUUGUGAUUUUAGUUGCGCAAAUUAAGAUCUUCGAUUCACGAGCUAAAGAAUUUUUCGCCUAUGCCGGUAUUCUUACGAUUGCUAUGCUAGUGUUUUUAAAAAUGUCUCAAGGCUAUUGUACUCGAACAAUGGAGGGUGACGGUUCAUCGACGGAAAGCCACCCCUUGCUACGUCAUCAUUCUAGGGUUAUAUCCGUACAUUCAUUAUCAACAAGAACAAGGACGUAUAGUAGACCGGAAAGCAGCGAAGCUUCGUGUAUAGGACUAAUGGAGAAGCAGAAAACAAAAGCUUGGCCUCCUCAUGCCUUUGUUAAUUUAGCUACACCAAGUACAAGUGAUCUUAAAGCUACGACUCUAGCUAAGUAA
Molecule: messenger RNA, 2259 nt
Organism: Pieris macdunnoughi
Lineage: Eukaryota; Metazoa; Arthropoda; Insecta; Lepidoptera; Pieridae
Source: the annotation of a GenBank genome assembly